Plasmopara halstedii is the source of this 324-nucleotide messenger RNA. RefSeq lists its product as uncharacterized. Lineage: Eukaryota; Oomycota; Peronosporomycetes; Peronosporales; Peronosporaceae. The transcript has 2 exons. The coding region runs from base 1 to 324 and encodes 107 amino acids. The record is from RefSeq and is a predicted model, not a curated record.
AUGCGGCAUGGUGCUCUGCUUCGAUGGGACGUUCUAUCCCAUUGGUGGAGACAGGUCUGGUGUCUGUGGUAUCGGGUCAAGUGGGAAGAUACAUGGCGAGACCUCGCCCCUCUUGCUCGUUCUGGCUAUGUGCUGAACCAGCCGAUCUGGUUUCAUGCUGAAUUGGAUUUUCAGAUUGAAGUCACCCCUCGGAUCGACAGCUUAGGGGGACAGCGUCGUAGUCUGUGCACAAUUGCUGAACUCCAACGGAGCUUCCGUCAACACAUUGCAACGACGUUCCAGCCACGCGGUUUUGGCGUACCAGCAGUAUCGGUGGCUUCGUAG